CUGCACCAAGAAUGGUUUUUUGAAGCCCUGCACCAGCUUUUUCAAAAUGUCGACCGCCUUAGCAGCGCAGCUGUCAAGAAUAGCUGCCAAUUCCGAGAGUUCUUUAAAUCUCAAAGCGCAAAAGGCGAAGCACUCGAAAUCUCUAAUUUUCGAGCCCAGGAUAGCUGCCUCGCAGAGCUUCGAAACUAUUUACACAUUAUGCCACGAGGGUUUUCAGGAAUUAUGUCUCCUAGACGGUCGAUUUGCGGAAUUUCAGAGAGACAUUUUCAGCGAACGCAGCCAAGAGAAGGAUCGGACGCAAUUGACAGCAGCAGAGAAUACUGAGCUGAACGCAAGAUUGGAAUUAUUUCUGGGGUUGGUUGGAGGUCGACUGAGACUCAAUCCAGCAGUAAAAGCUGUUGAAUGGCUAGUUCGAAGGUUCAGAAUUCACGAGUACAAUACCCAGUUUGUUCUUUUGACCUUCCUCCCGUACCAUACUCUCCCGAUAUUCACAACUCUUUUAUCGAUCUUGCCGAGCGCCAUACCCGAAGAAUGCAAAUUCCUUCAGCCCUAUAUUCGAUCCUUGACACUCCCUCCGAGGCACCCUAUUGUGCAGGCCGCUACAAACAAUGUUCAAUUUGCUUCGAGCCUCAACAAUUACGUGCUACGGAUAUGUCAGGCACGGCAACAUUACGCAGCACUAUUGGCGUUUUGGGCAGGCAUAAUGACCGAAGCUACAGGUGGCAUGUUGGAUAAGGCACGGUCAGGAAUUAAGGCAGUGCAACGGCAAAAUGAGCAGGAAGUCAUCUUGAGGCUCUUGCCUACACUCAACGAAGGGCUGGCUAUGAAGAAAAUCUCGGAUCUCCGUGUGGGGUGUUAUAUGCUUCUCUCUGUGAUGGCAUCCAAAGGAGGACUGGACGACAAGCUCCUGACGGCUAUGAUGGAAGCCGUUGUCCUUGGCUGGACGAGUGAGACUAUAGGGCCGGGUCUGGUAUGUCUGUGCGUCCUUGCACAACAUCGAGCAGCAGCUCAAUUGACAAAGAGACUCACGAAGGAGCUAUUAAAGAUCCCAAACCUCUCGGCUCUUUUUGUGGAACACUCGAAACAGCGUCGUGUAGACAAUCUUGCCAACGGCCUCUGCCUUGCACUGGUGGAUCGACUCCGAAAAGUUUCAGAUAUUAGCGGUAUUCCUGUCAUUCAAGAUGUCAUUGAGCAUGAUAUAUUAAGUGAUGCUCAAUGUUGUGUCAUUGUUAAGGCGCUAGUCCUCGUCGCAUAUCAGAUUGAAGACAGCACCGAUGCUCAACGACAAGCACGCUCUCAUUUGGCCACUCUCCUGGUCACUCUCACGCAGAUGCCUGGACGCUCUGGCUCUUUAGUGGCAAGAGCAUUGGCUGAUACCGAAGUCGAUAUGGAUGAGCUAGAGUUGAAGCUUCAGAUGGCCAUCAGACCCGCUGAGAGAUCUGAACUUCUAUCUGAAGAUGCCGAUUUGGAAGAUUCCAUAGAAAACGUUUCGGGUCCGACCUUCAACACCAUUUUAAGCCAGCUUCCGAAAAAGACCGUCAACGAGUUGUCUUUCUUAUCCCACGAUGCUUCGCACGUAUAUCCAGACCUUUGCCGGGCCUUUCUUGCUUCUGCAUCCAAUCAAAUCGACAUGAAGGCUUUCGACGAAGCUCCAAUCUUGCGGCGAGAAUCGGCUUCAGAAGAUACCUUAUACUUUUCAUUUUACAUGAAGACCUGGUGUGGUCCAUUUCCCGUUAUUACACGGGCUUCUGCACUUCAGAUGGCCACACGAAGCUUAUCGAGUCUCAAAGUAUCCGACGAAGAUUUUCAAGCUGUUUUACCGUACGCAACCGCUGCUCUCGGUGACCCUGCCGCCAAAGUACGUCGUGCAGCCGCGGAACUCAUCAUCGCAAUCCGAGAAAAGUACCCAUCAAGUACGGAAACGAAGAAAAAGUCGAAACAACUUCGCCGAUGGGCUUCGGGAGACUUGUAUGGACUAGGAGCUCAUACCAGUGACUUGGUGUGGCUAUCACCAGAAGUUGUAGUUCGUCUCCUCAACGAUAUGAUUGUUCCAGCCUUGGAGGAAUGUGUUCUUGACCAAAACCACAUCGAGCAUGUUUUUGAAAAGUCACUGAACAGCUUAAAGAGUACGGAAAGCACCAAGAAAUCAGACGUUGGGCGUCUUCCACAAGCUGCAAGAGCAGCUAUUUUGUCCUUCUUCGCUGGCCAUGCCACGCAUACACCCCUUUUCGGCGUGAAGCUCAGACUGCUCAGUGUUCUGAAUCAGGUUCGAAGUGUAGCAGGAACAUCGAGAACCAAAGCUCUUCUUCCCGCUCUCCAAGAAUGGGCCUCUCUAAAUGUCACCGAGGCCCUGAAACGAUGUCAGGAUGAACAAGUCGAUGUUUCGGAGCUGAACAAUCAGAUGCUCUUGAUUGUGACCCCUAGUGACAAGGAUGGACUCCAAUUUCUAGCGAGUAUCAUCAGCGGUGAUGUGGCCUCCGAAAGAUCUGAGUUGAUGAAAGCUACUUUCACAAGACUACGUGGCAUGUGGUCCUCAAUAAAAGACGAAUUACGAUUGAGUACGGCUCAGAUGCUCAUGGACUCGGCUCAAUCGUCUGGGAAAGGCAUGGCAGCACAUCGCGAGUUAGCUGCAGAGGGCUCAGCUGAGCUCCUACGGACGAUACCCCUGCCAAGUGAAGUCCUCCUUACUUUCCUUGAGCAGCUUCCAACAGCUGCGAAGCUUGCAGAUAAGUCUCCUGCUACAAAACGGCGGAGAACUAGCCACGGCGAAGUGGCGCGGGCAACGCUACAAGACUCGACACAGCUUACUACUGCUAUAAGGAAAGUCACAUUUGUGCUCCAAUUGGUUGAUAGUUCCGAGCCAGCUAGACACCCUGAGCUACUUAAAGGGCUUUUCAGUAUCUUGGCGGAGUUGCAGCACUUUAAAGUCCAAGUAGGAUCUGAACUCGCGUAUCUGCAAGGCUUGGCCCUAGGUAGCCUUCUUGCUAUACUCAAGUCACACAAGUCAGAUCCGAGCCUGAAACUUGAUCGCUCUGCAGUUCGUGCGGACCUUCUCGUUGAUUGCAUACAAAAGACGUCCAGCCCGCAAGUGCAGAACGCCGCACUGCUUCUCAUUGCAGCUCUAGCUGACACGGCACCCGAACUCGUGCUUCACAGCGUUAUGCCAAUUUUCACUUUCAUGGGAAGCUCGGUAUUGAGACAGAACGAUGACUACUCUGCGCACGUCAUUAGUCAAACCAUUCGUGAAGUCAUCCCCCCUCUGAUAUCAUCAUUACGGAAAGAAAAGAGCAACCCAGUCACCGGCGCCGCAGAACUUCUAUUGAGUUUUGUGGCCGCUUACGAGCACGUUCCUCCCCAUCGUCGAAAAUCGCUCUUCGCAUCUCUGGUCCAGACUCUUGGCUCCGAGGAUUUUCUCUUUGCCCUCUUAGCCAUGAUGGUCGACAAGUACGGUUCCACCGAAACUAUUAAGGCAUUCGCCGCUGAGUUAUCGGGCUCGUUCGGUGUUGAAGUGCAACUGCAAUCCACUGUCAAGUAUCUCGAACUAGUCGGCGAUGUGCUAAAACCAAAACCGACGUACUCAACCACCUUGCUCAGUGCCAACGAUGAUAGCGAAUCGGAUGCCACCAGCAUUGCACUCAACGAAUUGGCUCUGUUGCCACACCUGCUAUCUCAGAAGCGUCUUGUCGCACAAGUUGCCAAACUACUCGAACGUGAUGACAUGGACGCAGCGAGAAUUCGAGACCUCUACUCGAUCCUCCUAGAGAGCAUUCUCAAUCUGGCUGAUUCUGUAAAAGAACAAAAGCGAUUACACACCGCUUGUGGAGAUGUUCUUGAAAGUUUGCUUGGCCUUUUGACGACGAGCGAGUUUGUCAAGUCUGUUGAGGGCUUGCUUGAUAGGCCGAACGAGACUUUGCGACGCAAGAUUCUGCUAUCCUUGAAGGUUCGCAUUGAUCAAGAAAGUGCCUCUGACAUUGCAUCCCGCACUGCAAUGCUCGGGUUUCUACCACAACUCACAGCUAUCAUUCGCGAAUCGAAAGAUGUGCUGUACAAGCAUACUGCAGUUGCUUGCGUGGACAAGAUUUCAGAGAAGUAUGGCAAGAAGGACCUCGAGGCUGUAGCAGCGGCUGCCCAGACAAUUGCUGGACCAUACUGUCUUGGUCAGCCGGAUAGUCAUUUACGCGUGAUGGCUCUCUUGUGCCUUGCUUCAUUAGUCGAAAUCCUUCGUGAAGGUAUCGUUUUGGUCCUCCCAAUCGCCAUCCCAAAAGCUUUGGAGUAUAUGACGUCUAUUACAAAGCCCGAGGUCGAAUCCCAGAAACUGCUCAAGGCCGGCUACGCUUUCAUAAGUGCAUUAGCACAUCACCUACCGUAUAUGAUUUCUGGAGGCUACUUAGACAAGCUACUCGAAAUAUCCAACUCGUCCGCUGAGGCUGAACUUGACGAUGAGACCCACGAAGCCAGAGUCCAGUGCCUUCAGCUUGCUGCGAAACAAAUCGACGCUAAGAGCAUGUUCGCGGCUUUGGAGAAAAACUGGGAGCGUGCGGCUUCAAUCGGACCAUUGGCUUUGCGUGAAUACCUUGAAGUCCUUAGUACUGCUAUUGAUAAGCACCAAAAGAGCGUUGUCACCAAGUACUCGCCUAUUCUCUCGAAAAUAUUCCAGAAUGCAUUUGAUCUCCGGCGCCAGUGGACUGCCACUGACGAUGAUCGCUUCUCAGCCGAUGCAAUGUCCGAAAUUGAAUCAGCUGUCAAUGAUGUGGCAAUCAAGAUGAUCUACAAAUUCAACGAUGCUACAUUCCGACCCAUCUUCUCUAAUCUCGUUGACUGGGCUGCGUCUUCGCUACCUAAGAAAGACAAACUUGGAAGGAACUUGCGCCUCCAAAGCAUCUACGGUUUCAUGACAGUCUUCUUCGACAACCUCAAAUCGAUUGUCACCAGCUACGCAACUUACCUACUUGACAAUGCCGUUGAAGUACUAAACGCCGUCAAUCCGAAAGACGACGUAUCCAAAGAACUCUGGUCUAGAAUACUGCAAACAUUAACCAAGUGCUUCGAGCAUGAUCAAGACGAUUUUUGGCAGACUCCUUCUCGUUUUGAUGCCAUUGCCCCUGUUCUUUGUGCUCAGUUUACCCACGCCUCGACUCUGCCACUCCUUCAAGACCUAAUACCUACUAUUGUCGAGCUCGCUGCCGCAGCAGAUUCGCAGGACCACCACAAGGAGAUCAAUAGCGCCAUUCUAAAACACAUGAGAUCUGAAACAGCGAGCGUUAGGUUGGCUGCUAUCAAAUGUGGGCAGCAGUUGACUGACAGAUUGGGUGAGGAAUGGCUCUCUAUGCUUCCAGAGAUGUUGCCGUUCAUCAGCGAACUGCAGGAAGAUGACGAUGAUGUGGUGGAGAAAGAGACACAUCGAUGGAUUGUAAAGAUUGAGAGUGUGUUAGGAGAGAGUCUAGAUGCUAUGCUUCAGUAAUAUACCUAUGAUACCAUAGCAUUGCCGUCAGAGUCUAUCGUGGAUAUAGGUAUAUUGGAAAAUCAAAAUGUCCGUCAUGAAGUCAAGUCCUCAGCCUAAGGAAAUAGGCGCACCCAUAUUCGUCGUAGUCAAAGUGACCAUGGCAUACCUCUUCGCGUCCCCCAAAUUCUUCUUGACUGCCUCUGCAUAAAUU
Mollisia scopiformis is the source of this 5654-nucleotide messenger RNA. RefSeq lists its product as uncharacterized. The record is from RefSeq and is a predicted model, not a curated record. Gene Ontology annotation, cellular component: 90S preribosome; t-UTP complex; small-subunit processome. NCBI's taxonomy places the organism in Eukaryota, Fungi, Ascomycota, Leotiomycetes, Helotiales, Mollisiaceae. The transcript is spliced from 3 exons. The coding region runs from base 47 to 5461 and encodes 1804 amino acids. Gene Ontology annotation, molecular function: snoRNA binding. Gene Ontology annotation, biological process: maturation of SSU-rRNA from tricistronic rRNA transcript (SSU-rRNA, 5.8S rRNA, LSU-rRNA); positive regulation of transcription by RNA polymerase I.